UGCGCGAUCAGCGGCGUCCGUCCAUCACCAUGGCAGCAUGCAUUGGGGGCCCGGGGUCCUGGAGUGAAAAUAUACUGGAUUAUUUUCUUAGAAACAGUCAGAUCACAACAGAAGAUGGUGCUGAGAUCAUCUGGUAUCAUGCAGCCAACCACAAGUUCCAGAUGCAUGAGGCACUGAGGAGUGCUGCCCACAUGAUAGAGGCUGAUGUCCUUCUUCCUAGUGAUGGAUCAGAGCAUGGCCAGCCAAUCAUGGCCCAUCCUCCUGAGACAAACAGUGAUAACACUCUGCAGGAGUGGCUGGCUGAGGUCAUGAAGAGCAACAAGGGCAUCAAGUUGGAUUUCAAGAGCCUGGAAGCCGCCAGAGCUUCCAUGCUAUUCCUGGACAAUGUGAAGCAUCACCUGCAGUGCCCCGUGUGGAUGAAUGCAGACAUUCUUCCUGGGCCGAACGGAAGCAGCAAAGUCGUGGAUGCCAAAGCCUUUCUAGACACCGUGACAUCCUUCUUCCCAGAUGUGACCUUUUCCCUGGGUUGGACAACAGGAUGGCACCCCGAGAAAGUCAAUGAAGGCUAUAGUUGGACAAUGGUGAAAGAGAUGGACUACAUAUGCAGCGGACUAACCCAGCCCGUCACGUUUCCUGUCAGGGCAGCUUUGGUCAGGCAGUCCUGUUCUCAGUUACUCUGGCUAUUGAAGAAAUCAAACAGGUACAGCCUGACAGUUUGGACUGGAAAGGAUGACAGUUAUCCCACUGAAGAUUUACUUUACAUUCGAGACUACUUUAAUAAAACCCAAGUUUUCUAUGAUAUUUUGGAACCACAAAGCCAUGAAUUUAAACAAGCCAUUGGGAUGUGAGUCCCUCUAAGAAGGCACACUACAAGAAGACACUUUCUAAUCAUUUCCUCUUUCGGCUUCCACACCCUUCUCUGCUUUGUCUGAAUUCAUUGCUGUAUUAAUUGUGAUUUUUGGUUUGUACUGUUAUCCAAUCAAAAAUGCUUGUUGUAUACUUCCUCGCUCUUCCUUUAUGAUGUCUUCAUGGCUGCACACAUCUGGAAGAAUUUGCCACCUGCAACAAAGUUGGGAAAAUUACAGUAAAAAUGUUCAAGCUGGGUGUGGCAACACAUGCUCGUAUCAUACCCCUAGGACUUGGGGGACUGAGGCAGGAAGAUCAGGAGUUCAAGGCCAGCCUGGACUACAUUGUGAUACCCUAUCUCAAUACAAUGCUUGUAACAUCUCUAUAAUAACCAGACAUUAAUUU
Molecule: messenger RNA, 1251 nt
Organism: Phodopus roborovskii (desert hamster)
Lineage: Eukaryota; Metazoa; Chordata; Mammalia; Rodentia; Cricetidae
Gene: Fam151b
Product: family with sequence similarity 151 member B
Exons: 6
Coding region: 30-848 (272 amino acids)
Source: RefSeq, a predicted model, not a curated record